AUGGUAUCAUCAUCAAAUCCCUAUCUAAAUAGUCUAUAUACUGAAGAAGAAGAAGAAGAGGAACUUGAUAAAAAGCAGCAGCAACAACCACCACAACAACAACAAUCAAAUACAACUAAUCUAAAUACAUCUUUACCUUAUGAUGUAGAUGAUGAUCAUGAAAUAAUUCAACAAAAUCAAGAUACUUUUUUAUCAAGAAUAUUUGGAUUAAAUUCAAUAUAUAAUCAAUUACAAGAUAAUUAUCAAUAUUAUGAUCCUGAAUAUGAUAGUAAUUAUCAUCAACAACAAAGAAAAAGUUUAUUAGAAGAUGAUGAAAAUGUUAAUCCUGGUGGAAAUUUAAAUUUACAUGAAAAUGACGUAGAUGAAGAUGAUGAAAGAUUAUUUCCAAAUGAUCAAAUACCAAUGGAUAAUUUAAAAAAUCAAAAAUCAAAUGAUAAUGAUAAUGAAAAUAAGAAUAAAUUAGAUAUCAAUUCAAAUAGCCUCCUAGAUUCAGAAUCUGAUUCUGAUUUAUCAUCAAGUUCCGAUUCUUAUGUAAGACCGCAUAUACCGAAACAUAAAUUACCAAAACAAAGACAAAGUUUUAAUAAACCACAAGAACAACAACAAAUACCAUCAACAACUGGUCAAGCCAAUCCCGUUGAAUCACAACAAAAUACAUCUUCAUCUAAACGACCUCAAAUCAAAUUUCAAGUACCUCAAAGAGUUAAAUCAUUUGUAAAUAGAACAACUAGCUCAAACAACAACGAUACAAUUCCAUUAUAUAAUGAACAAUAUAGAAAACCAAAACAACAACAAUAUGCAAAUACUAAUUAUAAACCAACAAAAUUAUCAUCAACAAAUAGAAGAUAUAUUAUACCUCCAAAAGAAAGAGCAUUAUAUCUUUGGGCAAAUAUAACAAAUAUGGAUGAAUUUUUAGUUGAUAUUUAUUAUUAUUAUCUUGGUAAAGGAUUGUUAAAUAUAGUAACUUCAAGAAUUGUAGAUUUGAUAAUAUUGGUGUUUAUAAUAAUUUUUUCAAUUUUUUUAAAAUGGGGGAUAGAUUAUUCAAAAUUUUGGAAUAAAGAUUAUUCAAAAGAUCAAAAUCAUUUAGUACUUAGUGAUUUAAUUAUAUCAAAUUUUUUAUGGAAUUUACCAUUUUUUAUAAAAUUCCUAGUAUUUGGAUUUUUUUUUUAUGUUUUAUUAAGAAUUAUUCAAUUAUAUUUUGAUUAUACAAGAAAAUUUAAAGAAAUUCAAAAUUUUUAUAAUUAUUUAUUAGGUAUUGAAGAUAUUGAAUUAAUGACAAUAAGUUGGAAAAUUAUUAUAGAAAAAUUAAUGUUACUCAAGGAUUAUAAUAAUUUAACUUCAUCAAAUCCUAUUGAAAAUCAUUAUAUAAAUGAUUUAUCAUCAAAAAUUAGAUUAAAUGCUCAUGAUAUUGCAAAUAGAAUAAUGAGAAAAGAAAAUUAUAUGAUUGCUUUAUUAAAUAAAGAUAUUUUAGAUUUUAAAAUCUUAUGGUUUAAUGAAAAAACAGUAUUAACUAAAACAUUAGAAUGGAAUUUAAAAUUAUGUAUUGAUAAUUUUAUUUUCAACAAGCAAGGACAAAUUAAUGGUUCAAUAUUAAAAGAAUAUAAUAGAAAUUUAUUAGCAAAAGAAUUAACUUCAAGAUUUAAAUUAGCUUCAAUUAUAAAUAUUAUAUUAUGCCCCUUUUUGGUAAUUUAUUUUGUUUUAUUAUAUUUUUUUAAAUAUUUUAAUGAAUAUAAAUCAAAUCCAAGUUCAAUAAUUGGUUUAAGACAAUAUACUCCCUAUGCAGAAUGGAAAUUAAGAGAAUUUAAUGAAUUACCUAAUUUUUUUAAUAAAAGAUUACAAAUGUCAAUGGGUCCUGCAAAUAAUUAUAUUGAUCAAUUUCCUAAAGGAUUUUUAAUUAUAAAUGGUAUGAAAUUAAUAAAUUUUAUAAGUGGAUCUAUAUUAGCUAUAUUAGUUAUAAUGGGAAUAUAUAUGGAAAAUGAAAAAUAUUCAUUUUGGUCAUUUGAAAUAACUGAGGGGAAAUCGGUUUUAUUUUAUAUAUCAAUAUUUGGUACAUUAUGGGCAAUAACAUCAUCACCUUCAUCAACAAGUGCAAAUACAUCAAUUGAAUCAUCAUCUGUUUCUUCUUCACCACAACAAACACAAUCACAACAACAUUUUUCAUCAAAUAAAAUCAUAUAUGAUCCAGAAUCAAAUAUUCGUUAUGUAUCAAAAUUUACUCAUUAUUUACCAAAAAAAUGGAAUAAAAAAUUACAUACAAUUCAAAUUAAAAAUGAAUUUUGUGAAUUAUAUCUGUUAAAAAUUAUUAUUAUAAUAAAUGAAAUUUUAAGUGUUUUUUUAACUCCAUUUUUAUUAUAUAAAUUUUCAAAAAAUUCUGGUAAUUUAAUUGAUUUUUUUAGAGAUUAUAGUAUUCAUGUUGAUGGAUUAGGUUAUGUUUGUUAUUUUGCAAUGUUUGAUUUUGAAAAAAAAUUAAAUAAUAUGAAUAAAUCAGAAAAGAUAAAGAAGAAAAGAGUAGAUAAAAAGAAGCAUAAGCGAACAAGAAGAAAAUCAAAUGAAACAACACCUAAUGAAUCUGGUAGUGAAUCGGAUCAAUAUAGUGAUGAAAGUGAUGAUGAUGAUGAAUUUGGGUUUGGAAUUAGAAAUGAAGAUAAUGAUAAAAUGACAAAAUCAUAUAUGAAUUUUUUAGAAAAUUAUGGAGCAGGCGGUUAUCAACAGGUUGCAAAUCAAAAUCAAUCAACAAAUCAAUCAAAUUCAACAAAAUAUCAAUCUAAUAUAUUAAAUAAUCAAAAUAUAAUAGAUGAAGAAAAUUAUUUCUUAUUUGAUAAUUUAAAUAAUACAAACACCAGUGAGAAUGAUAAUCAAAUUGAUAAUUUAAAUUUUAAAUCGAAAAGAAAAGGUGGUGUAUUAGGUAUGUUAAAUCAAUUUUAUAAACAAGAUUUAAAUUCAAAUUUAUAG
Messenger RNA from Lodderomyces pseudojiufengensis, 2952 nucleotides. It is a transcript of the gene ATG9, whose product is annotated as autophagy protein. The record is from RefSeq and is a predicted model, not a curated record. The coding region runs from base 1 to 2952 and encodes 983 amino acids. Gene Ontology annotation, biological process: autophagy of mitochondrion; protein localization to phagophore assembly site. The transcript has a single exon. NCBI's taxonomy places the organism in Eukaryota, Fungi, Ascomycota, Pichiomycetes, Serinales, Debaryomycetaceae. Gene Ontology annotation, cellular component: autophagosome; phagophore assembly site.